Molecule: messenger RNA, 1014 nt
Organism: Acanthochromis polyacanthus (spiny chromis)
Lineage: Eukaryota; Metazoa; Chordata; Actinopteri; Pomacentridae
Product: syntaxin-11-like
Exons: 1
Coding region: 1-858 (285 amino acids)
Biological process (GO): exocytosis; intracellular protein transport; synaptic vesicle fusion to presynaptic active zone membrane
Cellular component (GO): presynaptic active zone membrane; endomembrane system; synaptic vesicle
Molecular function (GO): SNARE binding; SNAP receptor activity
Source: RefSeq, a predicted model, not a curated record
AUGCGGGACAGACUGAGGCACCUACAUCAGGUGCAGACCGACUCUGAAGGCUUCAGUACAGUGGAGCUGGAGAACUUUGAGCAAGCAACAGCAGCAGCAUCAGAUUCUGACCAGGACCUGGACGCCGUCCUGCAGGAGGCCCAGCAGAUCCGUCUGGAGAUCCAGCAGAUCCAGAACGACAUCAGCGAGUUAAAGGAUGUGAACUACCAGGCUUUGAACAAGACCUCCUUUCCUUCUGUAACAAAACGGGACGCAAAUGUGAUCGGAGCAGACAUAAAACGCAGAGGAGAAGCUGUUCUGCAUCGACUGCACAUGAUGAAUGAUCUUCAGGGACAACUGGAGGCUCAGCGUGGAAGUUCUCAUCCCACAGCAAGAAUCGCUCGGACGCAGUACCACUGCCUCAGCAACGCUCUGAGGGAGGUGAUGUUCAGCUACAACGACACUGAGAUGAACCACCGGGAGGCCUGUAAGCGGCAGAUCCAGAGGCAGAUGGAGGUGGUGGGCAGGGAGGUGAGCGAGGAGGACCUGGAGGAGAUGAUGGAGGACGGAGAAGUGACUGUGUUCAGCGCCCAGCUUCAGGGGAAAACCGCCCACUCGGCCUUCCAGCAGAUAGAGAGCCGCCACCAGGAGCUGCGGGAGCUGGAGAAGAGGAUCGAGGGGAUCCAGGAGCUGUUCCUGGACGUGGCCGUGCUGGUAGAGGAGCAGGGCGUGGCCGUGGAGAACAUCCAGAAGAACGUCCAAACUGCUGAAGUGAGCCUUCAAGAAGGCAUCGGCAAGCUGGAAAGAGCCACCGCAUCUGAUAAAAACAACCCCUUUAAGAAGCUGUUCUGUGGCUGCUUCCCCUGUUAUUACCAGUAGAUCUAAUGAUCCUCUAAUGAUUGUAAAAAUGUUACAAGACUGUAUUUAAUGGCACUUUUUCCCCUAAAUGAAGACAAACCCAUAGAUGUACGACACCAUGAGAACAUAUCUGUUCAUUGGAAGGUUUUAUGUGAAUAAAGAAAGAACAAACUUGCA